GCAAUAAUCACAGGCACGCAUGAAUGGAUUAGUAUGUCUCUGCCUCGUCGUAUCAACGGUACGCGUGGCCUAAAAGGAUUGCCCGUAUUCGCGACGGCGAUAAGACAGCAGAGACGCGGGCGAGCGCUAGACCGUUGCGUCAUUAGGGACACGGCCCGGCCACAGCCCCCCGGAAACCAGCCCAGGCCGCCCUACCAACCCGCCAAACGCACUAACCAGCCCUCGCUGAACUUGACGUCAGUUGACUUCCGCCCUUCACCACCACGCUCCAACAGCCGCGACCACCACCCAUGCGACGCAUCGCCAAAUGCCAUAGCCUCGCCCUCUGCCCGCGAUGCAGCCCUCCCCGCAGGAUCCUGGGCACGUGGAUUGGUAUCAAGAGGAGGAUCUCGAACUGAAUUCCUUUGACGGCAUGGACGACGGCGACGACGACGACAGCAACGAGGAGGAGGAGGAGACCGACGACGACGACUCCAGCGGCCUCCUGCUCGACGACCCGGAUCUGCCGCUGACCAUGACGCCCAGCGGCCAGCACACCACGCCCACGCCCCGAUGGCUCACCGGCCGCAGCCGCGGAUGGCUGCUGCCGUCGUCGUUCUCGCAAUCGCGCAUCUGGCAGUGGGCAACGUCGUCGCCGCUCGUCAAGGCGCUCGCGACCCGGCUGCGGACGCUCCUCCGGCCACGCCUCAGCUGGCGCUACAUCGCCUUCGCCGUCGUGUGCCUCUACAUCGCCUACUGCUUCCUCACCUGGCAGCCCUUCUUCUCGUCAGCGCUGCCGGCGUACACCGGCCCGCACGCUGUGGGCGCCAUCGACGUCGAGGUGCCGCUGCACAAGGCGGUGCGCAUCUCCGACACGCUGCUGCGGGACUCGCGCGGGCCGGCCUUCGAGGUCGAGACGGUGCUCUUCACCCUCUACUAUCCCACCGCGAAGGCCGCCCGCUCCAAGAAGGCCCGCCAUCCGUGGGUCCCGCGCCCGCUGAGCCUGACGGCCGAGGGAUACGCCCGCAUUGCCCACGUCGACAACUUCGUCGUCCGGCCCAUCUUCACCUUUGCGCUGUGGCUGCUCGUCGGUAGUGUCGGCAUCCCGGCAAAGGUCGACGUGCCGUUGCUCGGGGCCAACGGCGACGACGCCGAAGACGCCGACAAGUUCCCCGUCAUGAUCUUCUCCCACGGCAUGGCCAGCUCCCGGACAGACUACACGCACUUCCUCGGCCAGAUCGCCAGCCGCGGAUACGUCGUCGCCGCCAUCGAGCACCGGGACGGCAGCUGUCCCGGAUCCAUCGUCAAGAUCAAGAACAAGAAGGACCGGCGAGUCGUCCUCCUCCGCGAGAGCGAUCUCGAGGCCGACCCUCCCUUGACCACGGCCAAAUUAAAGGAAGAGCAGCUCGCCUUCCGUGAAGCCGAAAUCACCGGGACCAUCCGCGUGCUGCAGGGCAUCAACGAAGGUCGUGGCUUCGACGAUGUCUUCAAACUCAACUCGCGAUCUGAAGGCCACGCCCUCGCCGCCUGGGCCGAACGCCUCGACUUCAACCACCUCACCAUCAGCGGUCACUCGUACGGCGCAACCGGCGCGCUUCAGGCCCUCAAGACGGCCAACACAACGGGCAACCCCGCCAUUGGCGGCAUCAUCCUGGACCCGGGCAAGGAGAGCGGCCCGCUCAACGCCGAAAUCUCAGUGCCGAUCCUCGUCGUACACUCCUCGUCGUGGUCCAGCCAGCACAGCAUCUUCUUCGGCCGUCCGCACUUCGACACGGUGCGAGACCUCGUGCGCGGCGUCGCCGACCGCAUCGGUGCCUCGUGGUUCCUCACCAGUCUGGGCACCGCCCACCCGAGCAUCACCGACGCGCCGUUGCUGCAGCCGCUGCUGCUGGGCUGGGCCACGUCGACUACGAUGCCUGUGCGCGAGGCCUUGGAUGAGUACGUCAAGGUGUCGCUCGAUUUCUUCAACUACCUAGAGAGAGGCGAGGCGACGGGGGUGCUGCGAGAGGAGACGACACAUGAGAAAUACGGCAAGUGGGUGAAUGACGACAGGAAGAAGAGCUUCCCAGAGGACAUGGCAAAACACUGGGAGGUUCAUGUAAGUCCUCAACAUUCGAGGUGAUUAGUUAGCCGGCGUUUAGGAUUUCCUGUAUCAGUAUUAGAAUUGCAAUGUACAAUUCCUUUCUUCAA
Messenger RNA from Ilyonectria robusta, 2169 nucleotides. RefSeq names its product platelet-activating factor acetylhydrolase, isoform II-domain-containing protein. NCBI's taxonomy places the organism in Eukaryota, Fungi, Ascomycota, Sordariomycetes, Hypocreales, Nectriaceae. Bases 335 to 2101 code for a protein of 588 amino acids. Gene Ontology annotation, molecular function: 1-alkyl-2-acetylglycerophosphocholine esterase activity. The transcript has a single exon. The record is from RefSeq and is a predicted model, not a curated record.